Messenger RNA from Cyphellophora europaea CBS 101466, 1464 nucleotides. RefSeq lists its product as uncharacterized. The transcript has 2 exons. The coding region runs from base 1 to 1464 and encodes 487 amino acids. Gene Ontology annotation, biological process: proteolysis. Gene Ontology annotation, molecular function: aspartic-type endopeptidase activity. The record is from RefSeq and is a predicted model, not a curated record. Lineage: Eukaryota; Fungi; Ascomycota; Eurotiomycetes; Chaetothyriales; Cyphellophoraceae.
AUGCACCAAAGAUGGCUGUCUUUACCGCUGCUAACGAGCACCGUCUCGGCAUUCUACCCCUACCAGGACGAGAGUAGCAAGAGCAAAAGAUUCUACCCUACAUUGCCGCAGCAAGCAAACGAGGAGGAUUCAGGCGUAUACACUCUCGAUCUCAAAAAAACCCCAAGGAAGCGUCAGAAUGCAUUCAUGAUCGACGAGUCCAGCGAUCCGAGCGAGCCUCAUGCGCUGGCCAUCCACCAAGAUGGAUCCGACUAUUCGUACUUCUCCUCGCUUCUGUUCGGGUCCAAAGGUCAGGAGAUGCACAUGCUAGUUGAUACAGGCUCAACAAAUACUUGGGUGUUUGGGUCGGAUUGCAGGUCCAGUGCUUGUUCAAUACACAACACUUUCGGUUCCGAUGAUUCGACUACUCUCAACACCUCCACCAAGACCUUCAGCCUCGCGUAUGGUACAGGUGAAGUCGAGGGAGUGAUGGCGGAAGACAAAGUCGCCUUUGCCAACUAUACGCUGCAACUUCAGUUCGGUCUUGCAAAGACCGCAUCAAAUGACUUCAACAACUAUCCUAUGGAUGGUAUUCUCGGCCUCGGUCCAGCAUCGUCCAAUGACCUUGGCUCUCAGACCGUCAUGCAGGCACUUGACGUGCAGACCGGCCUCAAGGACAACAUCCUCGGUAUUCACCUACAGCGUGCCACUGAUGACACGAAGGAUGGCCAGUUGACUAUUGGUGGCGUUGACAGCUCCAAAUUCAAGGGCGAUUUGAGCUACACCCAGACUAAGAGCGGCAGUAGCUGGGAGAUACCAGUCGACGAUGUCUUCGUCGGCGGUCAGGCUUGCAAGUUCACCGGCAAGAGUGCCAUUAUCGACACGGGGACCUCAUACACGUUGAUGCCCCCAAACGACGCCAAAACUUUGCACGGCCUUAUUCCGGGCAGUUCCAGUAGUGGCGAGGCCUACACUGUGCCUUGUGAUGCAAGCACUACCGUCGAGGUCUCGUUCUCCAAAGUCAAGUACAGUAUCUCGCCGAAGGACUACAUCGGCAGGCGCGGAAGCGGCAACACAUGUGCGAGCAACAUCAUCGGCCAUCAACCCUUCGGUGCAGACCAGUGGAUCCUCGGCGACAUCUUUCUGAAAAACGUCUAUACUGUCUUCGACUUUGAUAAAGACCGGAUAGGAUUCGGCACCAUGUCCGGCACUUCCAGCACGUCCUCGAGCUCCUCGAGUUCCAACAGCGGAUCGAGCACCUCUGAUGCAAGCAGCUCGCAGACAUCGAUGGCUACGACCACUUCGUCUGGCGGCGCCAGUUCUACCACCGGCGACGAGGCUCAGGAGACAUCAGGCAGCACCGACUCAUCGCCUUUCGGAAAUGACGGGGAAUCGUCUUCCAACUCCGCAGGUGGUCGGCUCACCUUGAACAGAAUCGGUUGGAUGCUGAUAAGCACGGUGGCUGUGGGUCUAGCAACGUCGUAG